AUGUUUAUAACGGUGUCCUAUGUGAAAGAUGUGAUCUGCAAGUCGCCCUCUAUCGAAACGUUUAAUCCAGAUCCACCCAUUGUCGCAAAAUGUCAUGCCAGUGAGACAAAGGAGGAAAUUGAAAAAAUAUGUGGGGAAUUGAAUGAUGAUUCCGUUUGCAAUGAUGUGGUGAAGUUUGCAAAGUGCCACGUCGAUCAACUCGAGAAACUUUGUCAUGCUGAGAAUAUGAACAAAAUUGUCAUCGAUUUCUACAAACUUCUCUCAAAAAUAGAUCCGAAAUUUGCGCGAUGCGCCGGUGAAGUCAUUAUGGCAAUGAACAAGGUCAGUUUCGGAGAUGAUUCGGCCGAGAAAUCCGAUGAGAAAUCCGAUGAGUCAAAGGAGGGAUUUGACCCGAAAUACGCAGAAGCGUACGCCCGUGCUGCUAGACUGUUGACGAACGCCGGCUGGGAACUUGGGUCAAAUUUUGACGAAUUCUUGGCAUACCAAAAAGAAUUCGGAUUCAAGCUUGACGAGAACAGAAUGGCGGAAGAACUGAAAAUUUUCGAAGAAAACGAAAAAGAGUUGAAAGAGCUUCAAGAAGCGGCCGAAAAGGAAAAAGCCACCUACAAACUUGGACGUAACCAGUACAUGAUGUUGGAUGAUGAUGAGUUCCGAGAGAAAGUGCUCGUCGAUUCUAAAAGCUUUGACUCGCCUCUUGACAAAGAAGCCGUCGAUGUAGAGGAAGCUAAGAAAUUGUGGGAUGAAGGAAGAGAAGAACAGAAUGAUUGGCUCCAGAAAAUGGAUGAAGAGCGUGGAGAGACUACGGGACAGACAACAAGAGCGAGACGAGGUGCCAACCUCCUACCGGAGACUUUCGACUGGAGGAACUACGGAGUGAUCAGCCCGGUCAAAAACCAGCUCGAGUGCUCGAGUUGCUGGGCGUUCACUACGGUCGGUCUUAUGGAGGCACAGCAUGCUAUCAAAACGGGAAAAGCGUCGAACGGAAAGAACAUCGAGUUGCUCGACCUGGCCGAACAGCAAAUGGGCUGCAUGAAUAAAGCGAAAGCCACGCCAGAAGGUGUUUGUAAUCCACAACCCACCGCUGACGCCCUCGAUUUCCUCAAAGAUAGUAACGGAAUUGGCUUGGAGACCGAUGCCCCUUACCAUAUCACCGGUGAUAUGGGAUGCUAUCAAAUUAAUAACCCAAAAGUCCGAGUCUCGAAAUACAUCUGGCUUGGCGAAAACGCAUCGGUCGAUACAAUCAAGGACGCCGUCAGGCAGGGCGGACCGAUUGCCAUUGCCAUGCUUUUUAACAAGGAUUUUGGAUUCUACAAGGGUGGAAUCUUCUCCAAGGAGUGCCCUGAUGACAGCAUGGGUGGUCAUGCGAUGCUCCUUGUCGGAUGGGGCAAAGAGAACGACAUUCCUUAUUGGAUCGUCAAGAAUUCGUGGGGCGAGAAAUGGGGAGAGAACGGCUUCAUGAAGGUUCAAAUGGGCGUGAAUCUGUGCAACAUCGAAACACGAUCUCUGCAUCAAGCAACAAUCGUU
Molecule: messenger RNA, 1524 nt
Organism: Mesorhabditis belari
Lineage: Eukaryota; Metazoa; Nematoda; Chromadorea; Rhabditida; Rhabditidae
Source: the annotation of a GenBank genome assembly